Messenger RNA from Papilio machaon (common yellow swallowtail), 867 nucleotides. RefSeq lists its product as uncharacterized. NCBI's taxonomy places the organism in Eukaryota, Metazoa, Arthropoda, Insecta, Lepidoptera, Papilionidae. The transcript has a single exon. The record is from RefSeq and is a predicted model, not a curated record. Bases 61 to 795 code for a protein of 244 amino acids.
CAUUCAGUUACUUUCUAGCUUCAGAACUAAAUUUUAACAUGACUUUUAAAUUCUCUUAAAAUGAACACUAAAUGUUAUAAUUUAGUUAUCUUUGCAACAUGCGCCUUUAUUAACUCAAUAUACACGAAACAGGUAAAUAAUGAAGAAAGAAUCAAAGAUCUGGAAGCAGAGAAAACUAGAUUACGUAAAGAAAUCGAAGCAGCCAUCGACGAUGGCCUGCGCGCAUUGCAGAAUGAGGGAGAAAACAGAAGCGGAGGCGCGGGUGAGCGCUACUUGGCGGCCCUCAAGCUACACAUGCAAGCGGCCGGCGAAGGGCCGGCGGGGAACGCCACCGGUAGCGGACAAGUGGUCGCUGCAGCAGCAAAUAACGGCACCAACGCAACGAGUCUGCGGCGGUUCGAUUUCAAGAAAAAGAAGAAACGUGGCCCCGACGAAUUGGAUGAAAUUUUCAUAUACAAAGACGUUUACGAAAAAAAAGAUAUCGAACCGGAAAAGGGUAAGUUGAUGUUGGACAACAAGCUGAAGCUAGAGAAGAAGCUGUUCGAGUGGAUGGUGAAGCGGCAGGAGGAGAAGAAGCGGCUGAAGGAAUACCUGGAGAAGAAGCAGGCGCACCUGCUGGAGGUGGUGACGGAGAAGUGCCCGCGCUUCGGCUACGGCAAGAAGACCAAGAAGAAGAAGACGAGGCGGAAUAACAAGGAAGACGCGGUGGAUGCGCACCGCAAGGAACACAAGAACAGGCCCAAGUACCCCUGCUGCAGGAAGUGCUGCAAAAAAUCUUAUUUGGGUUGCUUAUAAUUUAGUCUAAAUAUUUUGAACUUGUCAAUGCAACUAUUAUAUUAACAAACUUCAUAUUCUUUUCCUUCAAAA